UCAGAGUACAAAGUUGAGUCGUAGGAUUGGAAUACAGUAUAGGGAAAAUAAGUGGAAGAAUUAACAGGCAGUAGGAGCAAGAAUAGAUGAAGAGGACCUGCUGAUAAGGGAUACCAAGCCCUUAGAGGUCACAAGAAGGAGAGGAAGAGGGAGGAUACUCACUUGAGGGCCUUUGCACAGAGGGUGUUAUGAGUAAAAGUCACGCAGUCCAAAGAAUGAAAUAUGUCCGUCAGUCUGGUGGUAAUCAGACUUGAGACUGCCGAGGACAGCCCGACCCUGAGUCACAUAGAAUAUCGAGCUCCCAAGGCCCACAGCGGAAAGUGCCGUGACCGUGAGGCAAGCCCCUCAGAGUGGCCUUUCUUGGUGACUGACACUCUUCUGUCCAUGCACCGAGGCCGCAGAGAACCAGUCCAGCUCACUGUUACCACACUUGAUGAAAACUUAAUUGCUAAGGCUGUGGCAGGAAGUGAAAGUGAGGACGAACACUGUGAACUUCAAGCUGAAGGUGGUGCCAUGGAGAAGACAGAGACUAGCCCAGAGGCAGUGCCCCUGAGUUCUGGCGGGGUACUGCCACGCACCAGUAAAGAGUCCACUCCAGGAGCCUCAAGCAGCAAGGAAGGCACCCCAGGGCUAGGAGAGGAUGGCAGCAGCAGUGGCCGACGCUCCCGUCCCAUCAAGGACCGAGUCACCUUUGUCUCUGGCAACCCCAUGGUGGACGUGACUCAUGGCAUCCUCCAUCUCUACAAAGAAAACACAAAGACAAGCCUGGAUGAGUCUGAGCUGCGGUCGGAGAUGCUGUGUAUGCUGGCUGUGCCUACUGCUUUGACCAUCCAUGACCUACUGCAGUUCACUGCUCCAUGCUAUUCAGUCAUCCAGAACAUGCGCAUCAUCAGGGACCCAACACCUAACCAAUAUAUGGUUCUCAUCAAGUUCAGGACACAGAGUGAUGCUGACAUGUUCUACAACACAUUCAAUGGCCAGUGUUUUAAUAGCAUCGAGGAAGACAUUUGUCGGCUGGUGUACGUGGCUCGAGUGGAGACAACCAAGGAGUCAGAGAAUGGUGGUCUCCCCAUUCCUGGCCACACAGAGCUGCCCAACUGUCCUGUAUGUCUAGAGAGGAUGGAUGAGUCAGUGGAUGGUAUCCUGACCAUCUUGUGCAACCACUCUUUCCAUGGUGAAUGUCUGGCAAAAUGGGGCGACACCAGCUGCCCUGUGUGUCGCUACUGCCAGACCCCAGAGGAGAUCCCUGACCAGAGGUGCUCCCUGUGUGGAUCAGCAGACUCACUCUGGAUCUGCCUCAUCUGUGGCCAUGUUGGCUGUGGCCGCUAUGUUGGGGGACAUGCUCACAGGCAUUUCAUGGAAACCAAUCAUGUAUUCUCACUGCAAGUGGGAAACAACCGGGUGUGGGAUUACGUGAGAGACAACUAUGUGCAUCGCCUCCUGCAGAGUGAGGGUGAUGGAAAGGUUGUAUCCUACGAGCGAAUGUCUCCUGUAGCCGACACCAAGGAGGAAGUAAUGCAAGGGGAGGAAAAACUGACAGCCUUGCAGCUUGAAUACACUCAUCUGCUUUCCACACAGCUUGAGUCUCAGAGACAGUUCUUUGAAAACAAAAUAGCAGAGGCACAGGCAAAUGCUCUGCAGGAGGCUAAAGAAUCCAGAGAAGAGACUAAGAAGCUUGGAGAAGAGUUUCAGAAGGUGAAGCAGGAUCUGGCUGCUGUGACACGAGACAAACAAGCACAAGACAAGAAGCUACAACAAAUGGCCCAGAAAGUUACAAAGUUGACCAAGGAUCUGGAAACAGAGCAGCAACUCAACAUUUCCUUACGUCAGGGGAAACAGGAGUGGGUGUCUAAAGUGGUGAACUUGCAGACUACUAUUGAGCAGAAGGAUCAGAGGAUCCUAGAGCUAGAGUCACAGGUGAGCGAUGUGAUGGCUCACAUGGAGGCCCUGUCAACAGUGAAUAGCAACCCAGAGCUCCAAGGUGGCAAGCUCUGCAUUGCUCCAGGUGCCUCCAAGCCCCAGGGUGCAAGGCGGAAACACCGUAAAUAGAGAGCCCUCUGCAGUGCUCAGAUCACAUUUAUAAGUUAUUGUUACUUAUUAUCAACUUCUUCCUGAUCUCUCUCUCUCUCUCUCUCUCUCUCUCUCUCUCUCUCUCUCUCUCUCUCUCUCUCUCUCUCUCUCUCUCUCUCUCUCUCUCUCUCUCUCUCUCUCUCUCUCUCUCUCUCUCUCUCUCUCUCUCUCUCUCUCUCUCUCUCUCUCUCUCUCUCUCUCUGUUCCAAACUGCCAGUAUUAUAACCUUUUCUAUAAAUUACAGUGUUGUUUUUAACCAGUUUCCAUUUUAUAAUUGUGGAACUUUUUUCUUCUUAUUCUCAUGUAUGUUCAUAUUCUGUCAUAUCUGGUUAUUUGAUUACAUUUAUCUUUCAUGUUUUUUCUUAUGUUCUCAAUCAGGCUCUUUAUUUCAUGUAACUAAUUUGUUUUCCUUUUUAAUAUACCCUUUAGCUCUG
Molecule: messenger RNA, 2504 nt
Organism: Scylla paramamosain (green mud crab)
Lineage: Eukaryota; Metazoa; Arthropoda; Malacostraca; Decapoda; Portunidae
Product: BRCA1-associated protein-like
Exons: 13
Coding region: 223-2049 (608 amino acids)
Biological process (GO): Ras protein signal transduction; protein ubiquitination
Cellular component (GO): cytoplasm
Molecular function (GO): ubiquitin protein ligase activity; zinc ion binding
Source: RefSeq, a predicted model, not a curated record